Lolium perenne is the source of this 426-nucleotide messenger RNA. Lineage: Eukaryota; Viridiplantae; Streptophyta; Magnoliopsida; Poales; Poaceae. The record is from RefSeq and is a predicted model, not a curated record.
GCAUCGUCACCCGGAGGUGGAUGACCCCAUGAGCGCGGAGGUCGACGAGGAGUCGUUGGUCCUGUCGUCCGGAGGGUUGCCGCAUGGCCGUCUCGCCAUGCUGAACAAGGCCGUCAAGCAUACCCUCACCACGACCUUCACGCGUCUCAAGGCGGGACUCACCAAGGACAGCCCCCCUCUCCCGCCUCGUCGCCGGGCUCGGCAACAACCCGCAUACGACCCUGACUUCGAGGCGGCCUACGUGGCCGCUCAUCAAGAAUAUCAGGUGGCCUUCAACCAGCACCAGCAGCAGUUCAUGGAGUACAUGGCAUAUAUACAUGUAAGUUCCAACCUUUGUUUUCGCAAAUGAUGACAAGUCCCACUUUCCCCUAGUUUGAUGCUUCAUUUCUGCAAAGACUGACAUGUAAACUAUCUUGCAGGCGUCGU